AUGGCGUUUGCUGGGACAAAUAUCAGUUUGUCCCAGCCGGAUAUCACGCAGAAACUAACGGAGCGCAUAGACGACCUGAAGCAAAAGAUUGCCGCUUGGGGGAAGCGGAUUCGCCGAUUUACCGAGAGGUCAAGGCGGUUCAACCAGAAUCGUCUCUUCCAGAGUGAUCAGAAGAGGCUCUACAAAUCAUUGGAGCGACCAGAGGUAUGUGGAGCGGGCCCAGGACCGGAUCAGGCUAACACUGUCGCAUUUUGGCGUGGCCUGUGGUCAGAGCCCGUAAACCACAGCGAGGGCCCUUGGACGGAAGUUGUGGCGAGUCAGUGUGCGAGUAUUACGCCCAUGGACCCCGUCAUCAUAACGCCGGAUGACGUAGCUGAGGCGGUCCGUAGAGCCCCGAACUGGAAAAGUCCGGGACUCGACGGACUGCAUCACUACUGGCUGAAGGGGUUCAUGGUGUGUCACGCUGUGCUCGCCCGUCAGUUUCAAGAGGCUCUCAACCAGAAGUCGCUCCCUAGCCUCUUCACUACUGGGAUCACUCAUUUGGUUCCUAAAGACCAGACGAAUAAAGCAUACGAACUGUACUUGACUAGGCCGUUCCGACUUAUCAUCUAG
Messenger RNA from Parnassius apollo (apollo), 612 nucleotides. The record is from the annotation of a GenBank genome assembly. Lineage: Eukaryota; Metazoa; Arthropoda; Insecta; Lepidoptera; Papilionidae.